Molecule: messenger RNA, 760 nt
Organism: Nerophis ophidion (straightnose pipefish)
Lineage: Eukaryota; Metazoa; Chordata; Actinopteri; Syngnathiformes; Syngnathidae
Product: cocaine- and amphetamine-regulated transcript protein-like
Exons: 3
Coding region: 1-330 (109 amino acids)
Biological process (GO): negative regulation of appetite; cellular response to starvation; positive regulation of MAPK cascade
Molecular function (GO): neuropeptide hormone activity
Source: RefSeq, a predicted model, not a curated record
AUGGUCAACAACAGAGCCCUCCUCCUCGCCGUGGCGGUCUGCUGCUGCAGCCACUUCCUGCGGCUGACUCGGGCCGAGGACGCCUCCAUGGAGACGCGCUCCUUGGACUUCCCGCUGAAAAGACAGCAGGAAAAAGACCUGAUUGAUGCUUUACAAGAAGUCCUGGAGAAGUUGAGGAACAAAGAGAUGCCGUCUGAGAAGAAGCUUGGCUGGCUUCCAUCGUGCGACGCCGGGGAGCCCUGUGCCGUGCGGAAAGGCGCACGUAUCGGCACGCUCUGCAGCUGUCCCAGGGGGACUUCCUGUAACUUUUAUGUCCUCAAGUGUUUGUGAAAAAAAAAAAGAGAACAGUCCUGACAUAAAAAAGAAAAAAGAAAGAAAAAGAAAAGGGGGUUGGUGAGCAAACAUUUGUUGAAGCCUCUUUUUUAAGUGAAAUUAAAAUUGUUGUGAUUUUUUGCAAAUGUUGAAGGGGAGUGUUGGUGUUUAAUACAUCUGAUGUUGUUAUAAAAGCCAGAAUAGCAUCGGAUGGUGCUGUGGUUGUGUGGCCUCCUGAACAUUUCUCAUUAAAAGAAGAAACAAUUUGCUGUAUUUUAUCAUCGCCUAAAGUGUGAAGCUGAGGGAAGAUCUUUUUCUAUACGCAUCCUUUGUUGGCAUGUUGUUUCAUUGACAGAAUCAUUUUUUGGAUUAGUAGCAAUAAUUACAAAUACUUACAUUCAAAUCUAUGUUUUUUUUUUCCAAUUCAACUCAUAUUGUUUACAGAUGU